Colletotrichum tamarilloi is the source of this 333-nucleotide messenger RNA. RefSeq lists its product as uncharacterized. The record is from RefSeq and is a predicted model, not a curated record. Lineage: Eukaryota; Fungi; Ascomycota; Sordariomycetes; Glomerellales; Glomerellaceae. The coding region runs from base 1 to 333 and encodes 110 amino acids. The transcript has a single exon.
AUGAAAAAGCCAAUUGCCAAACUUGCUGUAAGCGCGUCCAACCGGGUGAUUUGGGUGGACAGACCGAAUAAACCCCAGCGGGCCAGGGGUACGAUGUGCAGCACUGCAGACUCAAGAGACUUGAGAAUCGAGGGGCGGAAGAGGAAGACGGGCUUGGAACUGUGGUGGGGUGUGGCCAAUCUGCCCACUUACACCCCACUGGGGGUUGGGCUGGGAUCCAUGGACCAGAGCAUGGGAUGGGAUGGGAUGGCAUGGGAUGGCAUGGCAUGGAGAAUGAAGAGGAAUGUCCCGUGUCGGGAGGCAUCUGCUAUGACCUUGGUACACUGCGUAUGA